CACAAACCACCGGAAAAGCACAGUUGCCUGACACACUAACCAUUUUUAGGGUUUCGAAAACUCAAAUUUUCUGAAAAAAAAUUGACGACAGAAAACAAUGUCAGGUUCAAAUCAAACACAACAACAACAACAAAUCACACCCCUGAAAACAAUCGAAUCGGCAAUAAACCUAAUCGACCCCAAAAAACAAACCCUAAAACGCGCCUUCGAUGAGCUCCAAUCUCACUCCUCCCUCAUCUCCUCCUUCUCCCUCUCCUGGUCGGACAUCGACUCACACUUCUCCUCCGUGCAAUCCGGACUCACCCGCCGCUUUCUCCGCCUCCAAGAACACCCGGUCCGACCCGACCCGGAAGUAUUGAAUACGGUUCCUCCGACCCGGUCUACCGAAUACCCGCCUGCCCGUAAGGAGUUGAAAUUGUUCUGUGAGAAGAUGGACGGAAAGGGAUUGGGGGAUUAUAUGAGUGAGAAUUCGAAAGACCGGGAAGCUAUUCGGGCUGAGUUAAUCGGGUUAUUUGUGGGUACGGGUACGGUCCGUGAUUUAGGAGAAAUUGUAUUGGAUGCAAUGCAAGGGUUUUAUCAUGUGAGCCAUAAAGAUGCAGAUUUCAAUAGAAAAAGGAAGGGUUGUUUAGAUUUAUUAGAGGUAAUAUGUGAGAUUAAGGCUAAAUUAAAAUUAAGUGAUGAGGUGAAGCUUAAAGCUAAAAAAUUGGCUUUGGAUUGGAAAAAUUUGAUGAAUUCGAACGUUACGAUUAAUCCUUUAGAAGCAUUAGGGUUUAUGAACUUCGUUGCGGCUUUUGACUUGAAGGUUGAUGAUGUGUUUUCUAAUGAUAGUGAGCUUUUGGAUUAUUUUUUUGCUGUUGCUAGGUUUAAAGAAGCUACUGAUUUGGCUCGUGCUAUCGGUUUAGGUGAUAAAACUAACGAUCUCGUUCAGAAACUCAUGGACAAUGGAAAACACCUUUUGGCUGUCAAAUUUGUAUUUGAUCUUGGACUGGCUGACAAGUUCCCACCUGCUCUUCUCUUGAAAAAUCACCUGACGGAUUGCGAGAAUUAUACUAUUAAAAGUUGCACGGACGAGAGGAUCUCUGUUAGGGCACAGAAUGAGGCAAUAUGCAGACAAAUUAAUGCUGUGAAAGUAGUACUUCAAUACAUCGAUCAACACAAUCUUCAAUUCGAGUAUUCCCGUCUGGAUCUUGAGAAGCGUAUUGAGAUGCUAGAGAAGCAGAAAGAAAAGAUAGCUGCCGCACCAUCUUCUGAUAAUAGGCCUCAACAGCUGACAAAGAGGCAGAAGCUGGCAAAGCAGCAAGCAAAAAAGCAGCAGAUGGGUGGAAACAAACAUCCUCGAGUGCCUGCUCCUGCAGCAGUUGCAAUCAGUGCUGCUGGUUCCAGUCAACAAUCUUAUUUACCACAGGCAGGUUUGUUGCCAGCAGCUGAGCCUUAUGGGUUAGCGAGUUACGCUCCUCCCAUUACCUCUUAUGCAGGUGCAUUAGCUGGUCCAUAUGGCUCGGCGAGAUCUAUUAUGGGAUUCCCUGGUAACCCAGGACCUGUUGUGGCCCAUCCGUACUCUUCAGAUCCUUAUACGACUCCUGGUGGUUAUUAUGAUCGGCCAUCUGUUUAUAAUGGAUAUGGUCAUCCAUCCCAAUACUAUCCAGGUUACAUUCCGCAGUAGCGUAAGUGGUAGUGCAACUCUGGAUGGUACAUUUUGACUUUUUUACUGAUGGGGGUUAGGUUAUCAGAAAGCAAGUUUUUGAUUGCCAUGAAUGUAUAUAGCAACUUAGUUAGUUGUAUUGGGGGCAUUGUUUCACUUUUUUAAGUUUGUAAACAGUACCCACAAUGUCUACAUAUCAAGUUAUUAAUGCAUUGUAAUUAUAUGCCUUCUUUUGGUUAGGAUUGGCUUUGGGAGGUCAAUGCUACGUUGAAUAAUUCUUCGUUUUGCUUCUGCCUGUCAAUUUGAUUUGAGGAUAUUAGCGUAA
Molecule: messenger RNA, 1967 nt
Organism: Mercurialis annua (annual mercury)
Lineage: Eukaryota; Viridiplantae; Streptophyta; Magnoliopsida; Malpighiales; Euphorbiaceae
Product: truncated FRIGIDA-like protein 1
Exons: 3
Coding region: 98-1663 (521 amino acids)
Source: RefSeq, a predicted model, not a curated record